AUGCGCUUCGAGGGCGCGGAGCGGCGCGACGCCGUCGCCUUCCACCCGCUGCUGGCGCCGCGGCCUAGCGACUUCUCGGUGUCGGCGCUGCUGACGGCGGGCGCUCUUCCUCCGCCUCCGUACUUGCCGGCAGCGCUCGCCGCCGCCGCCGCGCUGUCCGCGCCCUGUCCGCUGCUCAAGCCGCCACCGCCGCCUUACGCGCCGCUGCCGCCAGACGACGACGGCGUCGUCGACGACCCCAAAGUGACGCUCGAAGGCAAGGACCUGUGGGAGAAGUUCCACAAGCUGGGCACCGAAAUGGUGAUCACCAAGAGUGGCAGGUCAGUACGGCUCCGCCGCGCCGUAGUCGCUCCUCUGUGCGUGUCUCGGCCCAUGUUCUUCGUGAUUGUGUUGUGUGUGGUUACCGUCUCUUGCGUUGUCUUUGCCGUGGUAAGUCGUAAGCGAUAUGUGUGUCCGGUCUGCAGCCGAGAGAGCGAUGUUUGGGAGCGGAGCGCGUGGAUUUGUUUACAAUAA
This is a messenger RNA of Leptosia nina, 513 nucleotides long. The record is from the annotation of a GenBank genome assembly. Lineage: Eukaryota; Metazoa; Arthropoda; Insecta; Lepidoptera; Pieridae.